Messenger RNA from Durusdinium trenchii, 4437 nucleotides. The record is from the annotation of a GenBank genome assembly. NCBI's taxonomy places the organism in Eukaryota, Dinophyceae, Suessiales, Symbiodiniaceae.
AUGGAAAGCAUCAUGCCAGCAAUGUGCAUGCGCGUCCCAGAGUUCAAGGCUGUGAAGGAGCAGGCUAGAAGCGCAGCUGCCUAUGUGGUGCAACGCCAUUACUCAGAGGAUGGCGUUGGGCCCAAAGCUGCCCACAGAACUCAAGCAGAAAAAAAGCGACAAGGACUGGUCAGCAUUGAUGCAGCUGUGAUCAAGGGGAAGGCUCGCUUGCAUGGAGAAAGGUCGCGGAACAAAAAUUAUCGCCAGAUGGACAAGUCCGUGCUCCUAGCAAAUGCUCGCGGACUGAAGGAGACGAAGGUUGGCGACAGCAGCUGGUGGAGCCUUUGCAACUGUGCAGCUGAGAGCAGCUUGGUGCAAUCGGUGCAAGUGACUACCUCACUGGCAAGGUCACUGGAAGAGCAGCAAGAGCUAGAAGCUCAUGGCUGGGGUGGAGCAAGUUGUCACCGAGCUCCAUGGAUUCACACGAGUCUGUGCCCAGACACUUCAGAAGCUGGGCGAGAAAGAGAAGGAGAAGGACGGCAGCAAAGCUUCUCGCACCUUGGUGAAGCCCGAUGGAUGGUGGAUGAAGAGCAAUCCACAUGGCCUAAAUGGUCUUUCCUCUUCAAGAGCUACUUGGCCUUCAUUGAGGAGGGGUUCGUGAACGACCUGGAGCGCGUGGAGAAGGACUUGGAGCAGGACCUCAAACUCACAGAGUACAAGGAGGAAGUUCAGAAGAGAGCAAAGAAGCUGUAUGCCUACUUGGUGAGCUUUGUGCGGAGUGUCACAGACACUGAUGGCUUUAGAGCAUGGCAAGGGCUUUGUCGGGAGCUUCAGCCCAAGACAAGGCAAAGAGAGCUUGGCAUCAUCCAAGCCGUGGUGGCCUUUCCGCAGUUUGAGAAGGGCAAGAUCCUUGGAGGGAUCAUGAAGUACGAGAAGCUGGUCGGCGAGUGUGAGCGGCUGGCUGGAAGCUCCUUGGACGAGAACUUGAAGAGUCAUGCGCUGGCGCUUGCUAUGCGCAGGAGAUCAUGGAGGAAAUGGUGGCGGGCAACCUUCUGGACCCCCCCGCCAGAACUACAUCGUCUUCGGCGAGCGCGGCAGAGAAGGAUUUGGGAGAUCAAGACACCUCCCAUGUUGGAGAGCGACUUGGCCGAGGAAGGCGAGAUGCACCUUCGUUUGCUGGUGGCAUUCAAGAAGUGGCUUUGGACGCAAGAAGAGUUUGUUGAGGUGGACGAGUACCCUUUGGUGGACCUCAAGGACUGGGGCGAGUUUGACCAGGUGAACCUGCAGCAGGAACCUGAAGGAGCAGGAAUUUUAGAUGUGUCUGGCGAGAUGCUGGAGAACGUGGACUCUGGGCAGUUGAUGUCAAGGAGAAAGUCUAUGUGGAAUGCAAUGGAGAGUUCUUCGAACUCGGACAAUGCCUUACCAAGGCAUGGUAUGACCACUUGGGCAAAGUGGCACACGACCAAGGGCUACAACCAUACCCUGCUGACCCAGCAGUCUUCUACGUCGCGCGUUGAUGACCUACAGCUGGUUGGAAGUCAACAUGACGUUGAGAAACUCCUUGACAGUUUCAGAAACAGGAAUGGACACCUCAAGUACAAGGACCCUGCUCACCUAAGGUUGCGCGGCGCAUUCCUCAAGAGGCAUUUUGCUUCAGUUGGAUCUGGUCCCAUGACUGUUCGAAUGGACCAGAAGUAUGUGAAGAAGUUGGCGGACUUGUUGGACCUGCACGCGAACAAAGGCAAGCUGACGCCUACAACUGGAACCUUUCAGAAAAGACUUCAAGGACAACCGCUUUCAAGGGAAGAAUCGAGACUCUGCAAGACUUGUGUUGGCGUUUUGCUCUACAUGUCAACUAAGAGGCCAGACAUCCAAUGCGCAGUUCGACAGCUAGCUUCUAAAGUCACAGGACCAGACGCCCUGGACAAGAAGGAGUUGAAGGAGCGAAGUCUUCACGGACAGCGAUUGGGCCGCAGACAGAACUUCAAGGAGAUCUAUGUCACGCAGCCACAUGUACCUCAACGGCAGUUUCUUUUGGAGUGCAUCUCGAAGCCAAAAGCGCAUAUGAUAGCUUUGUCAAGCUGUCAAGGUGAACUCAUUUCAGCAGAUUCAGCAGUCAGUGGCAUGGCUGAUGGAAUCUACAUCAAAAGGAUGUUGGAAGCUGUGCUGAACAUGAAGGUGGUCUUGGAGCUGAGGAUUGACAGUUGCGACUUGGCGCUGAUUGUGCUCAAUGCAGCUUCUGUUGGAGCAUGGUCUCUCCUGACUGAGAUGGGCUACCAGUUACUUCAGACUGGAAUGAUGAUGGUGGCGUUCAAUGCGCUGGUCUUCAUCCUGUUCUGCCUCAGGGACUACUUCAGAUCCUCGUCCUGGUCAAGAACAAGAUUCAACAUCUUCGGAGAAUCUGCCGAGAUGGAGAGCUAUGGGAUGAACCUGAUGGAGGAGAUGUCAAUCACCUACUUCUUGAAGGAGACGCAGGUGACAGAUGCAGUUGAGAAGUUUGAGGGCAAGCAGGAAUACUUUGUGGAAAAUCCCAACUGGGGAAGAGAUGGUGGACAGUGGCUUCAUCGCAGGCUUUGCUACGAGCCUGAGCAAGAAGAGGAGAUCCCUGAGAGUGGAACCCGAUUCCUCAAUGGAGAGGAUGAUAAGCAUCGGCAGUGGUACCAUUUUGAUGCCGAGAAGAAGACCUUAGGGCAUCUUGCCAAGGCGAAGGGGAAGCGCGAGCGCAAGGCGGCGCUGACCACAUCGAGGCUGGAAGAGAUUUCACGCACAAACGUCAAAGAGAUCCCUGCAUCUUUUGUCAACGACCUCGACGACGUCAAGGGUAUGCGGACGGCCAUUGUGUCCGCUACACCCUUCAAAUGCUUGCAGUUGGACCGAGGUUACCUCGUUCACGACGAGGCCCUGCGCAUUCCUGACGUGCAAUUCGAAGAGGUGAUCCAAGUCCCAAUCUUCGAUGGCAACCAGCAUGGCGGACACUACGUGGCGCUGCUGCGCCGCGAAGGGCAAUGGAUUGAGAAGAACGACGGUCAACAGCCGAUCUACUUCGACCUGCCGCAGUACAUCUGGAAGGCGUGCAGCUGUGGUGCUCUUCAUGUGCUUCAUGUGCCUGAGCGAGGCUCCUCCGAUGUCCUGGACUUGGCCCUUGUCAUUGACACGUUCCUCGUCCUCUUCCAUUACCAGAUUGGCUGGCGCUGUGACCGAUAUCCGGUGGUGAACCUUCAGAAUGGCUUCGACAUUGGCCCUGAUUCCCAAGCCAACAGCAAUGUCAGUGAGUGGAAUCCUGAGUUCACUUUGGCUGUUGAGGAGGACAGCAGCCCCAGCGGAUCUAAGAGCCCAGGGUCGAGAUUGAUCCCCAUUGAGGCGUUGGCGCAACAGCAACUUGCAGAGUUGAGGAUUAGGUGGCAAGCAUCCGAGAUGAGGCUUCGAGGUUGGCAGCGACAGAACGGGCGGGUUGAGGAGGUGCAGGAGCAGGAGCAGUUGUUGCUGUUGCGGGGGGGGCCGGCGGUGGCUGCGGCGACUGGGGCCAAGGAGUUUGACCUUGGGUGGAAGAUCAAUGGACCUAGAACUGCCAAGUGGUGUCUGAGCUACCUCUCUCUGUUGAAGGACUGGGAUUGGAAGGGCAUCACGAGCGUUUUCGACAGGCUGCAAACUGUCGAGUACUCGCGUGCAGAGCGUGCCCGUGAUGCAGAAUCGAAGGCUAUGGGCUUGUCUUCAAAACUGGCGCUGGAGGAACAAUUUGUCUUCGGCUCAUUGGUGAGGACGGCUGGGACUUUCAUGGUGUGCCCUACAUUGCUGCAGCAUGUAAAGGAGGAGACAGAAAGAGAAGUCCUGUUGGCCAAAAACCUUUGCAAGGCCAAGGAGGAGAGGGAGCUCGCAGCACCUUGGCGGGUCGUCGGUCGAUAUCGUUGGAAGCGACAGGAGGGAUGGUGCGGCCGCCUGGGGCGUGGCAUUGGUCAGUACAAUUCGAUCUGCGUUCUUUUGUGGGACAUUACAUUAGGUCGGCCCAGAGAUGAAGCGAAGGUGAAGAUAGGCAAUGCUUUCACGAGAUUUUCUGCAUGGCUCCUACGACUAGCUUUGUUUUUCCAAGUUUUUGCUACCAUGGAGAAUCCUCGCAAGUCCAGGAUUUGGCUUUGUGGUCCUUUAGCUGCUGUGAUGCGAAAGAAGUAUGUUUUUUUGGCAAGUUACCGGGGCAAACCGUUCCGGAAGGCAACCGCCUUUGUGCCAGUGAACUUUGAGCUCAAACGGCUCAAUGACACACUGUGCAAGGGUGGAAAGCGGGGAAUUUGUUUAUACGCACAGAAGCCUCGCAUACACCUGCGCGGUCGCGACCACAAUGGUCAUUGGCUCACUCGAACAGCACAACCUUACCCAGUUCGGAUGUGCAAUGCAAUUGCCAAGGAUUUUUACGAUGCUCGCUGCGCUCGUAGAGCAAGCAACUUUGAGAAAUCCCUGACGUGA